AUGUACCUAUUCUUCCAGGAAGAUGUUGCUGUUGGGUACACAUACGUAGUGGUACAAUUUUUGCAGUUACCGUAUGCAGAUAUUGGCGACUACAGUUGUGUGCCUCACUCUUGGAUACGAGGCCGCAGAGCGACAGAUAGGAAGAGCCUAGUUGCAUAUCCCGAUGAAUCUCCAUCGAUAACUAAACUGCGAGUUAUGAACGGCGAUGAACCAUCGGAAAAAUGGGAACUCUAUAUAGCAAUUAUAAAACUUGAAUCACAUUCAUAUGAGAAUGCUUGUGAGUUUAUUAUGGAAAAAACUUAUGAUGCUUCUAAGAAUAGAUAUUCGGACGUAAUGAGAAUCGAUAAUGAACUUUUGCCAGCUACAACAACAAAACGAUACAGUCUGCCACUGAAAACGAUCAAGCUGCCAGUCCCUCAAUCAAAAAAGAAUAGAAAUAAACUGAAAGGAGUAGUGAUGAAGAAACCUUAUGAAAGAGAACACCAAGAUCAAGCCUCUCGUGGUUUUGGUACAAGUUCUGACAAUUUGUUACUCAGAUAUCCCUAUAUUACGCAAAUACCGGAAACGGAUAACGGAACCCAAGCUAACAUUCUGGGAGCUUGCUCUCGAAGCACGGGAAAAACACUUCGUACUUCAAAGGAUCUUCUCACGUUUGUGAACCAAAUCUGUGAUUAUUCUCAGAAACCACAAGAAUACCAAUCAUUGUCAAUUCAUCAUAAACAUUUACAUCACCUUGCAUUGACUCGAGGAAUACAACACAAAAGGAUUCCAAAUCUACGAACCUUUACUCUUGAUGUUCCAGAACCUCUGAUCAAGGACCCAGAUAUCGGCUCAAAAACCUCGUUUGUCAUUCCAAACCCUACUAAUGUACCUAACCAGUUCUGUCAGCUAGAGACUUCAGAGUCAUCACCAGUUAUUCAAGAGCAUCCACAAGUUUUGCCGAAACAGAAGACACCUGGCCAUUCCGCAGAAGUGGAGUGUGCUACUUCCAAACCUACUACACAUAGUAAAAUGACGGGUGCUUCACAUGCAUCGAUUGCCUGUGCAAAUUCAACAGAGCAUCAGGAUUCAAUUGUAGAAGACAUGGUCGUUGACGAUUUGACUGAAGCGAGCUGUAUUGAACAAAAUGUCUUCUCUGGAACUACAGCAGAGAAAGAGUCCUCUGCUAAUUCAAAAGCUCUGGAAGAGGCAAAUCAUUCAGGGCAGACCGAAGAGAGUUCUAUGGAGGAAAAAUCACCGAUGGUUGAAGCAGUUACGUCGAGUGGAAUAUUGUCGUCGCAAGAUGUUGAUUGUGAUGAGCAAAGUUACUUUUCAGAACUAAGUUCAGACGAAAUUAUAACUACUAGUCCAAAAUCUAAUGAACAAACAAACCAAUCAGUUAUUUCUGUAUUGAACCAGGUAGAUGUCUGGGCGGAUCAAUUAUUUGAUCUUUUUCAAAAAAUGAAAAUCAACUUCUCGGAAACCUGUCAGAUAGCUCAUGAUUUGCACGAAUCAUUAGUUCAGUCCCAGAAAGUAAUCGAAUGUAUGGCAAAUGCAUCAGAAAAUUUGCGAGCAUUGAAGACAGGCAAAGUCGCUGUAGUGACGUCUAAAGAGGUUACGACGGAAGUUCAAAAAAUAGCUGAAGAAAAUCAAGCUGAGAGAAAAGAGGAAGAGAACCCUGAUGACAGUAUGGAGGAAGACAAAGAAGAAGAUAACGAUGUGGACCCUAAAAGUAGCGUAAAUGAUGAUGAUUGUGACAGAGCCAUCAAAGAUGGGAAAGAUCAGGAUAGAAAUAAUAAGGUUCGUGGCCACAUUCGAACCUUCGUAUUACCUCCGGAAUACGAUCCACAUGACACCAGAUGGACACUGAAGUAUCGUGAGAAUGAUCCGAAACUUAACCUGGUUGAACUUGUUCCUAGAAGCAAUGUGUUUAUUAACUCUCUGAAACUAGCGCAUUGUAAGCUUGUUGCAAAAGAGAGUAAAGAGUUAGCUCGAAUGUUAUUCGUAGAAAUUUUUUCCCGGAGUGCGUUAAGUGUUUGUUCAUUAACGGGUGUCAGAGCGAACGCUUUCGAUAUAAGCGGCACAAAUGUCAGACCUGGGUUAGACGAGAAGGCGAGAAAAACUAUAUUAACGUUCGUUGACGAUCAUGCAUUAAAAAAAAAAUGGGGUCCGUUUGACCCGCAAAGUAUCACUAAUAGCUUACGCAGUAAACUUCAGGAUAUAAGAGCUAAACAUGCUAAAACAGCGUGA
Pieris macdunnoughi is the source of this 2229-nucleotide messenger RNA. The record is from the annotation of a GenBank genome assembly. NCBI's taxonomy places the organism in Eukaryota, Metazoa, Arthropoda, Insecta, Lepidoptera, Pieridae.